This is a messenger RNA of Clarias gariepinus (North African catfish), 2788 nucleotides long. It is a transcript of the gene nucleolin, whose product is annotated as nucleolin. Gene Ontology annotation, molecular function: RNA binding. The transcript is spliced from 17 exons. The record is from RefSeq and is a predicted model, not a curated record. Lineage: Eukaryota; Metazoa; Chordata; Actinopteri; Siluriformes; Clariidae. The coding region runs from base 145 to 2250 and encodes 701 amino acids.
GACGUGUUGAGGAGCCUCGCCGUGCUGCAUCCUCUCUCUUACCAAGUGCAACCAAGCUGCGGAAGGGACCCACGUGUGACCUGUGGAGAAAAAGAAAGAUUCGUUGAAACUAAUUAUCGUGUUUCAGUGAAACACCUCCCAGCCAUGGUGAAGCUCGCAAAGGCGGGGAAAAAGCAAGUGAAGGAAGCGCCCCCAAAGAAAAAGGCUCCUCCACCUCCAAAGGAAGUUGAAGAGUCCAGCGAGGAGGAUAGUGAUGAAGAAGAGGCCCCACCACCCAAAGCUGCAGCCAAGAAGAACACCGCUCCAGUAAAGGGAGUGAAAAAUGGAAAAGCCCCUGCUAAGCAAGAAAGUGAAGAUGAGGAUGAUGAUGAUGAAUCUGAGGAAGAGGCUGCUCCAGCUAAAGCUCCAGCCACUAAAGCAGCACCUGCCAAGAAAGCAGCUGCGGAAUCAGACGAUGAUGAUGACGACGAUGAUGAAUCUGAAGAAGAGCCACCCAAAAAGACCCCUGCUAAAUCCGCUAAGGCCGUUCCUGCUAAAGCAAAACCUGUGAAGGCUAAAGCAGUUCCUGCAAAAAAGGAGGAGUCUGAUGAUGAUGAUGAUGAUGACGACGAUGAUGAUGAUGAAUCAGAAGAGGAGGAAGCUCCACCUCCUAAAAAAGCAGCCCCUGCUAAAUCUAGUGGUAAAGCUGCCCCUCCUAAACCUGCUGCUAAAGCAGCUCCAGCUAAAGAGGAGUCUGAGGAUGAAGAGGAGGAUGAUGAGUCAGAGGAAGAGGAAAUGGACACAACACCUGCGCCAGCCAAAAAAGCAGCAGUGAAAAAGGCUAAGGAGGAAUCUGAGGAGGAGGAGGAUGACGAUGAUGAUGAUGACGAGGAAGAUGAUGAUGACGAGGAGGAGGAUGAAGACGCUGCUCCUGUAACACCAGGAAAGAGAAAGGCUGAUGUAAAGAAGGAGAAAGGAACACCGCCAGCUAAAAAAGCCAAAUCUGAUGGAGAAGCUUUCAGUUUAUUUAUGGGUAACCUGAACUCCGAGAAGAGUUUUGAAGAAAUUAAAGAAGGCGUCAGUAAAUUCUUCAAAAAAGAGGGUCUUGUGAUUCAGGAUGUUCGCCUAGGUGGCUCCAAGAAGUUUGGUUAUGUCGACUUUGCCACAGAAGAGGAGCUUCAGAAAGCUCUCAGCCUCAGCGGGAAGAAGUUUAUGGGUCUUGCAAUCAAACUAGACAGAGCCAGAAGUAAAGAAGACUCCCAGGAAAGCAAAAAGGAGAGAGAUGCCCGGACGCUGUUUGUGAAAAAUCUGCCAUACUCUGCAACCUCAGAUGACCUGAAAGAGAUUUUCGAUCAAGCAAUGGAUAUCAGGAUACCUGUCGGCCACAAUGGCACCAGCAGAGGAAUUGCAUACAUUGAAUUCAAGACAGAAGCAAUCGCUGAGAAAAUGUUGGAGGAGACACAGGGUUCAGAUGUUCAGGGCCGAUCAAUCAUGGUGGACUUUACAGGUGCCAAAAGCAGACAGAGCAGCAAAGGACCAGCUUCUGCACCUGCAAACAAGGUUCUGGUUGUAAAUAAUCUAGCGUUCAGUGCCACAGAAGAGUCCCUUCAGAAUGUGUUUGAGAAAGCCGUCGCUAUCAGAAUACCACAGAAUAAUGGCCGGCCGAAAGGGUUUGCCUUUGUCGAGUUUGAAAACACAGAUGAUGCCAAGGAAGCGAUGGAUUCAUGCAAUAACACAGACAUCGAAGGCAGGAGCAUCAGACUAGAGUUCAGCCAGAACAGAGGAGAAGGCGGUGGACGAGGAGGAUCAGGACCCACAAAAACACUGUUUGUUAAAGGCCUGUCAGACGAAACGACAGAUCAAACCCUGAGGGAUGCGUUUGAGGGCGCUGUCGCUGCCAGAAUCGCCACAGACAAAGAUACAGGAUCAUGUAAAGGGUACGGCUUUGUUGACUUUGACAGUGAGGAGGACUGCAAAGCAGCAAAAGAAGCAAUGGAUGAUGCAGAAAUAGAUGGAAAUAAAGUGACUCUGGACUAUGCCAAGCCGAAAGGAGAAGGAGGAAGAGGCGGCGGACGGGGAGGAUUCGGAGGAUUUGGAGGAAGAGAUGGUGGAAGGGGUGGAUUUGGAGGAAGAGGAGGAGGAAGGGGUGGAUUUAGAGGAGGGAGAGGAGGAGGAGGAUAUCGUGGAGGCGGAAGAGGAGGAUUUAGAGGUGGUCGAGGUGGAGGAGGUGGACCAAGACCUCAAGGAAAGAAGAUAAAGUUUGACGAUUAAAACUACUCUGUUUUUUUAUAUUUCCAAAUAAACUGUAUUUCUGCUUGAAUGGUCUUUUGGACAUUCCAGCAUCUCAUUAAUUAAUGGAGCGUCCAUCUUUUUCUGUCUGAAAGCUUUGUGCAUUCUCAAAUGUUCCUGUUCAUCCGUGCGCAUCUUCAUAUUUUCCCCAAUUUUGUGGGAGGAAAGUUGAAAUGUGAAUAUUUUUUUUUUAUUGUUUUUGUUAAAGUAUCUCUAAAUGAUUUUUUUUUUUUUUUUUUUUUUUGCUUUAGGUGUGUUUUACCAUAACCUGUACAAAGCAUAUUAUAAAAGAUGAACGAUUAAACAUGCCCAAAAAUAUGUUUGGGCUUUUUGAAAUCUGGUUAAAUUGUGUACUGUCUUAAAUCUGUGUGAGAAGGGGUAUUUUUUUUUUUAUUAUUAUUAGUUUUUUGCCUUAUUGGUUUGUAGAGAUCAGCCAGUGUCUGGAAGGUAACUAACUCCAACAACCUUUUUCUUGUGUGUUUUGGAAGACACAAUUUUUAAAUAAACAUGAUUUAUAAAG